Molecule: messenger RNA, 12585 nt
Organism: Silurus meridionalis
Lineage: Eukaryota; Metazoa; Chordata; Actinopteri; Siluriformes; Siluridae
Gene: bsnb
Product: bassoon (presynaptic cytomatrix protein) b
Biological process (GO): protein localization to synapse; presynaptic active zone assembly
Cellular component (GO): cytoskeleton of presynaptic active zone; glutamatergic synapse; GABA-ergic synapse
Molecular function (GO): metal ion binding; structural constituent of presynaptic active zone
Source: RefSeq, a predicted model, not a curated record
GAAAGAGCGAGCGCGCGGAUCUGGGGCGCGUGCGGGCGCGCUCCCGCUUGUUUGCGUGCGCGCCGCCGCUCGGCCCUUCCCGUGCUCUCCGACGUUCCGCUCGCUCGUCGCCGGAUCGUCGGGUUGUGGUGGCGCUGGUGGUGGUGAUGAUGAAGAGGAAGACGACGAUAAUGAUGAUGAUGAUAAUGAUGAUGAUGGCGGAAGCGGAGUUACGCUGACACUCUCUCUCUCUCUCUCUCUCCUCCUCCUCUCUCCCUCUCCUGUAAUUUUUCUCGUUAUUUGCGCCUGUCGGUGGAAAACCGUCGACCGAGCGGGCCGCGCGUGUCCGUGUGUUUGUGUCUCCCUGUCUCUCUCUGUCUCUGUGCGUCCCCGUGGGUAUAAAUGGGGAACGAGGCGAGCCUCGAAGGAGAGGCGGGCCAGCCCGGGACCGCUUCCGCUUCAGCACCACCGCGCGCUGGACAGCUCAGCGAGCCGAGCACCGGAGCGCGCGCAGCACCCGGCCCGAGACCGGACAGCAUCCAGGGCAAAUCCCCAAACACAGACCCCAGUAAUGGACCGAAGCCAGGGGGGCCGGUUGGCAGUGUCCCCAAUCAGAGCCAGUCUCCUCGCAAGAGCCCUCAGGGGGACCCGGGUGGCCCUAAGUCCCCCUACUCGGUGCCGCAGAUUGCCCCGAUGCCCAGCAGUAAGCUGUGUCCUGUGUGUAAAACAGCCGACCUGACGGGCUCCACAGACGGCCAGCCGAACUGCAACACCUGCACGCAGUGUCACAGUACAGUGUGUAACCAGUGCGGCUUCAACCCCAACCCACACCUUACUGAGGUACAGGAAUGGCUGUGUCUCAACUGCCAGAUGCAAAGGGCAUUAGGAAUGGACAUGGACACCCCGAGAUCCAAGAGUCAGCAGCAGAUCCAUUCUCCGCAGCAGCCCACCAAACCCCAGCCUCGGACGGCACCUCAAACUCCAUCUUCAACCCAAACCAAACCUUUCCCAGCACCCCAGAAUGAGCUAAAAUCUCAAUCUCAACCUUCUACCCCUUUAAAAACCCAAGUGAAACCUCAAUCCCAACCAACUCCUUCACCUCAAACCCAGGCCAAAGCUCAACCGCAAACUACCCAAUCACCCCAAACCCAAGCUAACCCUCAAUUCCAGACUACCCCAUCAUCUCAAACCCAAGGCAAACCUCAAUCACAGCCUCCAACUCCUUCACAGACUCAAGCAAAACUUCCAUCCACCCCUCAAACUCAACAAAAAUCUCAAUCACAACCUGCGACUCCCACCAAAUCCCAACCAAAUCCUCCUCCAUCUGAGCAGCCAUUUGGCAAGCUCUUUGGAUUUGGUGCAUCACUUCUAAACCAGGCCACCAGUCUGAUAUCAGUCGACCAGCCUUCGUCUCAGCCUCCAUCUCAGCCUCAGACACCUCAGAAGACUUCUGCAGCAACUUCAAAACCUGCUGCCCAAUCCGGACCUCCACCCAGCACCCAACCCGGACCCGCACCUGGCACCCAACCCGGACCUGCACCUGGCACCCAACCCGGACCCGCACUUGGCACCCAACCUGGACCUCAACCUGGACCCCAAUCUACAGCGCCUUCCCAGCAGCAGAAGAGUAAACCAAAAGUGUGCUGCCCUCUCUGCAAAACUGAGUUAAAUGUUGGUGUGCCUACAGAAUCUCCCAAUUUCAACCACUGCACCCAGUGCCAUGCCCAGGUCUGCAACAUGUGUGGCUUCAACCCCACACCACAUCUUACUGAGAAGAAAGAAUGGCUUUGCUUGACAUGCCAGACACAGAGAGCCAUUUCAGGGGAUUUGGGGGAUGGCCCAUCUCCUGCUCCUCAGCCCAUGGGAUCUCCCCGAGCGCCUGGACCUACAACCCAACAGCAUGCUCAGUUAAAGCCACCCAGUCAGCAGGCAGGGGUGAGGCAUGCCGGUCCUCAGCAGCAAAAAACACCUGGUGCCCAAGUAAGUGGUACUCUCUCUUCAGCCAAACAUGGAACACCACAGAGCAAGGGUCCUGCUCAAGCGUCUACUGCCAAGACAACCCCUUCCCAACCUGCAAGCAAAAGCAAGACAGAGGCUCGGAAACAAGAGCAAGGCAUUAGCAAGAAACAAUCAGUAUCCAAAACCGAAAAAGAAGGUGACAUGAAAGCGUUGCAUAAGAAAGGAACUCAAGAAAUAAAAGACCAGAAGAAAAGUUGUGAUUUGCAAAAAUCUAAACUCCAUGACGAUUCCAACAAGUCCAGUACACAGAGUCUAAGUGACACAGGCUACUCCUCCGAUGGCAUAUCCGGCUCCCAGAGUGAGAUCACUGGACUCAUUCGAGAGGAGGGAAUUAAACUCAGUGAAGGAGGUUUGUCUACCCAGCGCAGUCCUCCCAGCCCCUCCGAAAUAAAAAAACUUGAGAGUUCUAUGCGACCUCUUUUACAGUCAGAGACAGCCUCUGAAAUCGAUAAGACAAGACCCCAGUCUCUGUCCAUAACACAAGACCAAUUCGAUUCUGAUGGGGAAGUAUCUGAUGACCUUAGUUGCAAAUUACGUCAUGACUAUGUGGAGGACAGCAGUGAAAGUGGCCUGUCUCCUUUACCGACCAGACAAAAGUUGCAGAAGGGCCUAACAGAUGAGGAGUUUAUGAGGAGACAGAUUUUGGAAAUGAGUGCAGAUGAGGAAGAAGUGGUAGAGACUGAAGGUCAGGUGAAAGUCAAAAAGAGUCAUAAACACAGUGGUGAUCUGGGAAAAGAGAGGCGACGCCUUACACAGCAAUCAAACAGCUUUGAAGAUGACACUAAAAGUAAUGAGGCUACAUACAAGUCCAAUGACGGAGAUGAUAUGAUGGGUUCACAAGGAGGCCUAAGGCGAUUUAAGACUAUAGAACUGAAUAAUACCAAUAGCUAUAAUCGUGAUUUGGAACUUAGCACAGAGCAUGACCUUCGAGAACCCGAGCUUGAGAUGGAAAGCCUGACUGGAUCACCAGAGGAAAAGUCAAGAGGAGAGUAUUCCUCAACCCUUCCUGCUACCACACCUAGCUAUACAUCUGGAACCUCUCCUACAUCUGUGUCGUCACUGGAGGAUGACAGCGAUAGUAGUCCUAGCAGAAGGCAAAGGCUCGAAGAGGUUAAGCAGCAGAGGAAAGCAAGGCACCGAUCUCACGGCCCACUCUUACCAACAAUCGAGGACUCUUCAGAAGAAGACGAACUGAGGGAAGAGGAAGAACUUUUAAGAGAACAAGAAAAGAUGAGAGACUUGGAACAGCAAAGGAUUCGCAGCACAGCCAGGAAAACUAAAAGGGACAAAGAGGAACUCAGAGCACAGAGACGCAGGGAGAGGUCAAAGACUCCACCCAGCAAUCUGUCACCAAUUGAGGAUGCUUCUCCAACAGAGGAGCUUAGACAAGCAGCAGAAAUGGAAGAACUUCACAGAUCAUCCUGUUCAGAAUACUCUCCCUCUAUAGACUCAGAGGCAGAAGGAUUUGAAGUAGGCUCUAAGCUUUACAAGUCUGGCAGUGAAUACAAUCUUCCAACAUUUAUGUCUCUGUAUUCACCUACAGAAAAAUCAUCUGCAGAGUCACCGUCUGCUGUACACAAAUCAUUAAAAAGUGCAGAGGAGGUUUAUGAGGAAAUGAUGAGAAAAGCAGAGAUGAUGCAAAAACAGCAGGGACAACCAGUGAAACAAGAGCAGCAAGGGACUUCCAGUUUGACAAAUAGUCAGCACUUACGAACAGGGUCAACAUCUUUGAGUCCAGGCACAAGCCCUACACAGAUGUCAGCACCUGUAUCAUUUUCAGACAGUGGCAGUAGUGGACUGGCCAGGGUUAGUGAAACACAACAAAACCAGCACAGGAUGCCUUCCCAAACCUCUAAAAUGUCACCGUCUCCACCACAAGUGCGUCAGCCUGCUCCUAGACAGCAGCAAGUACGAUCGAUCCAGAGUGCUGACUCACAAACAACUACACACAUCCUUGAUCACAUGUCAUCUGUGGCAUCUACGCUCCAAGGCUCCCAUGCUCCUCAAAGAACUGCAGGUCCUCGUCUUGCAAGACAGCAGUCCUCCCAAGAUACCCCAGUCAUGGUAAUAACACUAGAAUCAAGCACCCCAACUCAACCCCCAAAACCAAUAACUGUAAAUUCUUCUACAUCCCCACUCUCUUCUCCAACAAGUAGCCAGCAACAGCCAAUUUAUUGGACCCAGUCUUCUGUAACAAGUUCUCCUACAUCACCACAAAUGUCUCAGCUUGCCUAUCAGAGAGGACAAGCAGCUGAAAGAGUCACUUCUGGGCCAAGCACUCCCUCAUGUGCAGCUUCUCAAAGUUAUAGGUCUGAUAACAUAUCAUUGUGUAAAAUAUCCAAUGUUCCAGGAACCUCAAUGGUUAUUGAACAAGGGACAGUGGCGCAAAGUGGAAAUGUGGUUGACCUUAGAGCAGUGAAGCCUGCUCCAAUUAUCAUGACAGACCAUGGUAUGGAUCUUACAUCCUUGGCAUCUGACACACGAAGGUACUCAGUUGAUGCAGAUCAACCCCCAAGCCGUCAUACAGCUGUACAACCUCUCAUUAUGAAUCUAAAUGCACAGGCACAACCACAUGUAACAAUAUCCACACCAACAACAGUGAGUGUUACUGUGGCAGCUUCUAUGUUUAUAUCACAGCCUAAAUACCCAAUGGUUUAUGGAGAUCCACUGCAGAAUCGAGUUGACUUUGGUCAGGGUGCUGGAUCAGCUGUUUGUCUUUCUCAACCAAGAACACCAAUAUCCGACUCUUCAAUUCCAAAGAUAGAUGCAUGUCUGGAAGAUCUUGGUAUCCAACAACAGCAGCUUCAAAAGCAACAGCAGAAGCUCCAACAGCAACAACAGCUCCUUGAACAACAGCUCCAGCAUCACCAACAAAAUACAGCUUCUUUUGCCCGUUACAACUUAGCGAACCAAGUGCAUCCAGUAUUGUUGAAGAAAGACUUAGUGGUGUGCCAGACAAGUGGUGGAAGCACACAAACAGUGAUUAGUGCCAUUCCCAAAGUAUCCCCACUUCCACCACCCUUAUCAACCUCUAUUUCAUCUACCCCUACUAUAGGCCAUGACAUAUAUGGUGGGGUUGCUCUGGAACUAAAAAAUAAGCCCACAGUCACUAACCUCUCAACAGAACAGCCCCAUGCAAUGAUGGUACAGUUAGAUGAAAGUGGUUCAUCACAAGGGGGUACAGUCACACAAAUAGUUAAAAGGGAAGAACCACAUCAAGCACCAGAAGUUCUUGAUCUCACUGGACAAAUCAAGUCAGAGAACCAAGUGGCUUGCUGUGAUGUUGUCUACCAAUUGCCUUUUGGUGGUAGCUGUUCAGGUCCCUUUGGCCAGAGAAGUAAAACAACUAUUUCAGACCCAAAUUCUUCUGCUGAUCCUACCUCAGCUCCUCAUCAGCAAACUCAGCUAGAAAAAGAUGGUCAUUAUCCCAUAAAUAUGCAAGGGGAAUCAGAGGAGCAUAAACCAUUUACUAUGCCUUUGUCUGGACAGCUUCCACCAUCAAUGUCAGAUACAAAUCUUGCAGAAUCAGGACUCCAGUGUUAUCAAAGGACAGAUGCUGGGGAUCUGGCAGUGGAUUUAAGCUCUAUGAAACAAGCAUAUGAAGCGGGAUAUCUUGGAAUGGGUGCCCAAUAUGGAUCGUACACUGAUUUGCGACAUCAAGAUGUUUCAACCCCACCAUUACCUCUUCGUAGAUACGGCUCAAUGUCUAAUAUCAGUGGAGACUUUGGCUAUCCUUCUCGUGACCUGGCAGGCACUCAAGAAUCAAAUCUAGCACAGUACAGUGCCACCACUGCCAGAGAAAUUAGCAGAAUGUGUGCUGCUCUUAACUCAAUGGAUCAUUUUGGAAAUCGCUAUACUAACAGCCCAGAUCUUCUUCAAUAUGGUGCUGGAAGAGGAGGCCAAAUAGGAAGGCUUGGCCUUCAACAAGGUCUAACAUCAGUCAGGGCAAACAUUCUUUAUGGCCCUGAUGGGAGGCCCACAGCACAUGGCCAAGCCCUUACAAAUCUAAUCAAUGCUAGACAGGCAACGCUCCGGGCCUUAUAUCCUCCUGUACUGAGGACUGCUGAUGGCAUGAUAUACUCAACGAUAAACACUCCGAUAGCAUCCACUUUACCAAUCACAACCCAACCUGCUCCUGUAUUAAAUCCUAUGGUAAGAGGAGUUUACAGGCCUUAUCCUCCCAGCAGUGUGACCGCUGUUUCUCUAGCCAGCCUUAGUCGAUUGCCUCAGGUUGCUCCAAGAAUGCCUCUGUCUGCACAGGGACCUUACAGAUACCCCACUCCAACCCUUUUCCCAGCAUCUGCCACAGAUUCUAUUUCAGGGAGUGUGCCAACUACAAGUAGUUCCCAAGAAACACCUAUCUAUUUUGUCAAGCCUACAGUACCUGGCACAAUUACAUCAACUACAACAUUACCAUCUGCUCCCAGAGCAACUGUUCCGACUAGUGCUAUACCAGCCCAAUCAACAAUUUUAAACCAACAGACUUCUCAGGGUGACAUUCCAGGAGAUGCUGCCACAGUCCUUCCAUCCACUCAAAAUCUAAUUUUACAGUCAAUCCAGGCACAAACCCAUCCUCAAUCAUUGCCCAAUAGUAAAGAUUUGUCUGUGAUUCAAGGCUUGUCUCAGACACAGGACCACUUAUCAGUGCCACAGUCACAGCCACAUGCAACUACUAGAGGACUGUCAGAUACAUCAGUUAGUGAUGAGAAAGAGGAAGAACAUUUACGGCAACAACAAGAGCAACUACUGCAACUAGAGAGAGAACGCAUUGAGUUAGAGAAGCUACGUCAGUUACGUCUUCAAGAAGAGCUGGAGAGGGAUCGCUUAGAGUUGCAAAGGCACAGGGAAAAAGAACAACUUCUCGUGCACCGCGAGAUCCAAGAACUUCAGAACAUUAAGCAGCAAGUUCUUCAGCAACAGCAAGUUGAAAGAGAAACUCAAUUGGUGAUACAGAGAGAGCAGCUGGCUCAGCAGAAGAUGCAGCUAGACCAAAUUCAGGCUCUGCAACAGCAGCUCCAGCUGCAGCUUGAAGAGCAGAAAAGGCAAAAGACAGCAGCUGUUGAAGCAGCGGCAGCAGUGGCAGCAGCAGAGGCAGCUGCUGCCUCUGCAGCUGCUGCUGCAGCAGCAACAACUGCACAAAGUGCCAUUAAUGGAAUGCUGGUUGGUGGCGCCCCUCAAGCAAUCUCCAUCAUUUGUGAUCAAAGUGGUAGGGUUAUUCCACAAGAUGGCCAGAGCUUGCAGUUUUUACCUUGCAUGGAUGGGCAGAUGGUUCAAGCACUGGUGUCCACAAGACCUAUGCCUAGUUCAGCCUCUGAAAUGUCCCUGAGGAACAGUGAUGAUCAAGGAAGUAGCCAUGUUAUUAAAAAACAGAAUUCAAUGCCUCGCUUGAGGAAUGGCACUGAGGAGGAACCUGUGAAAAGGAUUGCGGACAGCAGUGUCCAAACUGAUGAUGAAGAUGCAGAGGAUCGGUUUAUGUCACGACGCAGAAGGACAAGGCGUAUUGCUGACUGCAGUGUCCAGACAGAUGAGGAGGACCAGGGGGAGUGGGAUAGCCAGCCAGUGCGACGUCGUCGCUCAAGGUACUCCAAACACUCUGAAUCAAGUGCAGAAAAUAAAACUGAUGCAUCUAAAGUGACUUCCAGCAUAGCUAUCCAGACAACCAGUGACUCAUCAUGCCAAACUGAAUCAGAUCAGUUGGGAAGAGUCUCACCAGCCAUUCACAUCACCAUGGCUGAGACAUCAAAGGUUGAACUGCUUCACUACAUCUCUGCACCAGAGAGGACACACAAAGGGGAGAGUUUAGCCUGUCAGACUGACCCAGAAGCACAGUCUCAAGGAGUGGUUGUUCCUCAGCUUAGUGUUUCUACCACAGUCAGCCCCUACUCCACCAGCUUACAUGUAGUUGGUGCCACUCCAGCCAAGUUUGAAAAACGAAAAUUGGACCCACUAGACAUUGGGCUACAAACACAGCAACCAGUUGAUCCACGUCCACCCAAAUCCCCACAAGUGUUGUACUCCCCAGUGUCCCCUCUGUCCCCUCACCGCGUGCUGGAGACAAGCUUGGCCUCCAGUGAGAAGCUCAAUAGGGCACAUGUCACACCCCAGCAAAAGGCCUUCACUACUGAAUCACCAAAGAUGCAUCAAACUAUUCCACGGCCAAUAAAAAGUGUUCAGCGCUCCCUGUCAGAUCCUAAACCCCUCAGCCCAACUUCAGAGGACCCAUCUAAGGCUAAAUUCUCAUUGUACCAGGGUCACAACUCUUCAGGUAGUCAGCUACAGAACUCAAUUAUGAGGAAAGUGAAGCGGACCCUCCCCAGCCCCCCUCCAGAUGAGAUACCACUCCCAAUAGUAACUCCUGCAAUGUCCCACAUGUACAGCUCCGGAAUACCCCAGAGACUAUUGCCUCGUCCAACACAUGGUGUCAUGAAGGUGGGUAUUCUGAGUGAAUUAAAAGCUGUCGAACAGGAGUCUUCCAAGCUACGCAAACAGCAAGCAGAACUUGAAGAAGAAGAGAAAGAGAUCGAUGCUAAGCUACGCUGUUUGGAAUUAGGCAUUACCCAACGCAAGGAAACCAUGGUUAAAGAACGUGAGAGGCGAGAGCUGGCCUACCUGCGUGGCAUCGGGGACGCAAGGGACUACAUGUCAGACAGUGAACUGAACAAUCUUAGAUUAACUGGCAUACCAACAGGCACAUAUGAAGCAAAUGGACUGAUGUCAAGACCAAGCACAGCACCUCUUAGCCAAUAUACUUCUGACCCAAAUGUGACUUCUCAAUAUCCACCCACCUCCUCUUAUGUCAUAUAUCCAUAUCCUCAGAGUCAACCUGCACCGACACAGCCACCGACUGCUGCCUAUCAGCAGAUUGGAUUUCAAGCACCCCAGUACCCAGCACCAUCCCAGCCUCAGCCAGGCACCUUUCAGCCACACCCUCCUCAACCCUCCCUAUAUCAAACACAAGGUCCUUACCAGGGUCAUGCUUAUGCCCAGUCAUAUCAGACAGAUAUAGGCCUGCAGCAACCCAGUCACCAGAGCUUUCAGCCUCCUGCAUCUCAUUUGCCUGGACAGACAUUACCAUACCCUGGCCAAGGACUGCCCUUUCAGCCCCAAACUGAUAUGCUUUCUGGUCAUCAGCUGCCACGACAUACAUCACUAGCUGAUCUUGAACAGAAAUUGCCAACCAAUUAUGAAAUAAUUACCAAUCCUGCAGUGUCAGUUGCCACCUCAGCUCAGGACACUGGCUUUAGUGGUGCCUAUUCUUCACCCAUGGCAAAUGCUUAUGGGCCAUAUCGUACCCCUGAACAAACAAUGGCAGAGCACAUGCCAAGUCCAACAUCUGGGUAUGGUACAGAUGGUCUCUAUGCCACAAACCUAGAACAAAAUAUACCCAGAAACUAUGUAAUGAUAGAUGAUAUAAGUGAACUUACAAAGGAGAACAUGGGAUCGACUGAUGCUUCGAGGACAGGUUAUGGGAGUGAGAAUGGCCCACAGAGGAUGGGUUAUGGAGAUGGGUCUGAGGAUCUAUAUGGAAGACCUGGCAGCACCACAAGUUACCACCAUCAGGGUACUGUGGACAGUCAUGGCCGUCCUAGCACAACUGUGAGUGGUGGAUCUUCCUAUUACUAUGAUGACUAUAAGCAUUCUCCUCGCAGUAGUUCUGGAAUGGGCAGCCAAAAGCAUCCUUCUAAGAACUUGGCACCAGCUGCUGUGUCCUCCAAGCGUAAUAAGCACAGAAAGCAAGGCAUGGAGCAGAAGAUUUCUAAAUUCUCCCCCAUCGAAGAGGCACGAGAUGUUGAAUCUGACUUGGCCUCCUACACAAUCACAACACCAUCAGGUGGAAGCUGUACUAUGGUUUCUAGAUCAGGGGUAAAAAAGAAUGUUUAUGAUCAGCAAAAGUAUUAUGGCUCAAGAGAAGGCUUGGAUGAAGAUGAACGUCUGUACAGCUCUGGAAGAUCAAGGUCCACAGGCUAUGGCAUGGAUAAGAUUUCCUCAAGAGAAUCAGGAGGGUACAGAAGUAAGUCAUAUGAGAGAGACGCCAUGGAGCGAUCUCAGAGGGGUACCCACAGCCGCAGCGGACGUAACACUAUGCGUACUCAGAACUCAGAGGAAGAGAGUCCACUGAGCCCAGUGGGCAAACCGGUUGGUAUGGGACGUGCCUCAGACCCACAUGAUGUUAGAAAUCAGUAUGGCUCCAGCCAUUCUCUUCCUGAUGUUCAGGAUCAUCACAUAAGGGAUAUGCCUAAGAGCCAUGCCUACAAGCCAGAUGACCCAUACUUAGUGGAUGAUAUGCACUGUGCUGUUUCAGACAGUGAAGCAUAUCAUUUAGGACAGGAAGAGACAGACUGGUUUGAAAAACCACGAGAGGCCACUCACGAUCGUUCCAGACAUCAAGGGAGUGGAAGCCACUCCUCUACAGGUAAGAGAGGCAAUGUCAAGCACACAUACCAUGAUUAUGAUGAACCCCCUGAGGAAGACUUGUGGCCACAAGAUGAAUACAGCCACCAACGCCAUUCCUCUUCCACAUCCCGAGAACACAGACACCAUGUUAGUAGCUCAGGACAUCACUCAACAGCCCGGCACCCCUCGGAAGUUUCAAGAUCUUCCCGUUCUUCGAGAUCACAUCCAAAGGACCCAUCGGCUCGCUCUGAAGCACGCAGCACUUCAUCCUCUUCACAUAAAAGAUCUUCAGAACCCAGAUCUUCACAGCCCGGGAGCCGCGACUCUGGCGAGUACUCCCGUGACCCUGCAUCUGGGCACCAUCAUAGUGGUCAACGGGGGCCAAGGCAGUCUGGUGCUUCCAGGCGGCAAGAAGUUCCUUCAUCCAAGCAGCAGCACCAGCAACAACAACCGCCGCAGCAGCCGCAACAGCAGCAACAACAGCCGCAGCAACAGCAGCAGCAGCAACAGCAGCAGCAACAGCAACAGCAACAAGGCUUUGUAGGCCAACAGCAACCGCCACAGCAAGGACAGCAAAGGCCCACAACACAACCAACAGCUGGCAGGCAGGCUGCACCUCAGCAGCCUGAAACUGGGCAGCAGGUUCAACACACCAACCAGCAACCUCGUACUCAGCAGCAGCAGUCACAGCCACAGGUUGGACAACAGCCAGCAACGACCACAGCAGGUGUGACUCAGCCCACCACUAUAGGGGCUGGUGUUGGAGCCGGGGCUGCCCAGCAACAACCUAAGCCAAGCCAGGCUCCAGUAUCAGGACAACCGCUGGCUGCGGGACCAACCACAGCUCAGCCGACAAUUUCUGGGGGAGGGCAGAUGAAACCUGAAACUGCUCCUGCUGCACCAUCUCCUGCAGUUGCAAUUGGAUCAAAAGCUGCACCCCAGACUGCUAAAGCCCCUACGACCCCAGCAACUGCCAUUGGGUCAAAAGCAGCUCCUCGGCCAGGAGGCAUUGGCAGUGCGGCGCCGCCACCACAGCAACCCACAGACAGCGAAAACGUUUUCAGCAAAAUCCUGCCUGGUAAUGCAGCGGAACAAGCAGGGAAACUAGGAGACGCUGUGUCUGCUAUUGGCAAGAAGUUUACAUCAUUUUGGUGAGCUGCUAACUGGAAGGGUUCACUGUGGCUGAGCAGAGGAGGCAUUUUACUGGAAAAAAAAUUAUAAACUGUUUCUGCCACCCAUUAAUCUGUGGAUGGAGGACACCUGAGAACCGGUGGAUGAUCAGGCCAGGAAAAGCGGAUGAAGAUCCUCCAUGAGCUCCCUCGGUCUGAACCUUCAUCAUCUCACAAGACACGUUUUGCUCCACUCCACCCGGGGGGCGCCAGAAUGUUCACUUCUACCUAAUAACAUCACGCUAUAAAACUGUAAACCUGUGCUCAGGUGUCCUUGCUCCAUCUCUCUCUCUCUCUCUCUCUCUGUGUCUCUCUCUCUCUCUUACACACACACACACACACACACACACACACACACACAGAUUAAUGAUGACAGAAGCAGUUCUUGAAGUUUUUUCCAGACUUUCUGAGACUGAUGGUUCUCCGACCGAGCGGACAUUUCCACUAAGGCGAUGAUUGAUCUUCUUUUUGAAUGUGUUUUUUGUUCUGUCUUUCUUUUUUUUCCUGUAAUAUGUUUAUGUGCACUCGAAUGCAAUCGUGUAAAGUGUCAUACAUGCGACUGCACGCAUGGAAAUAGAUGUCUUCUAUAUAAACCCACGAACGCUCACAUCUUUUCAUGGUCUCUGAGGAAGAGGACGAAGAAGAGGAGAAAGAGUUCAACAUUGACAUUAUAACAUUCCCUCUUUCUCUUUUAGCCAUGAUCGUGCCAUCACACACAGAAGCCCUCAUCUCUUCUUCAAUUAUGAUAUUAUUAUUAUUGUUAUUUUGUUUAUUUUUUGUUGGCCUGAUUUUCUUUUUUUUUUUUUUUUGCAAUUAAGAGCCUUAUCCAUUUUUUACAUACCUCAUCAUUUUUUUGGGUUGUUUUCUUUUAUUUUCCUCCUUUUUAUUUAUUUUUUUGCACAGCUGUAUUCUACUGUAAAGAGACGUGUCUUUUACGGCGCGAUACUGUAAAUCACUGGAGGAUUUAUGGAUUUAUAUUUGUAAGUGUUUGUAAUUUGUUUAUUUAUUUAACAUUGUUUUUUUU